This is a messenger RNA of Owenia fusiformis, 1125 nucleotides long. NCBI's taxonomy places the organism in Eukaryota, Metazoa, Annelida, Polychaeta, Sabellida, Oweniidae. The record is from the annotation of a GenBank genome assembly.
UUGCAAAACAAAGUUGAUACACCACCCCCAGCUUCAACUCCUGGCAAGUUCCAAAACCAUUUCCUAAAUUUCGCAUUCCCUGGAACAAAAUGGACCCCGGGAUCCAUAAACGGCCGAGCAUUCAAGAGUCCACCGGUUUCUGCUUAUUCUCAGCGAAGCGAACUGGAGACUGGAUGUGACUCUGGUUCGUGUGGGUUGGACAAGAUAUGUGCGUGCUCAAGUAACUUGGAACUGAAAUACGACGACACUAUCCAGAUGGUGUUUUUAAACCUUGGAAGAGGCAAAGGCUGGUCGCACCCUGUUCACUUGCACGGGCACAGUUUCUACGUCCUCAAAAUGGGCUAUGCGGACUACAACAGCACGACAGGAAAUCACAUCCGUGAUAACGCAGACGUCAAUUGUUUAGGAGAUGAACAAUUGAACUUCUGUAAUGAUGCCGAGUGGAGUGAUUCGUCAUGGAUCGGUGAUAACAUCCCUGGACUAAAUCUUGUCAAUCCACCGCGGAAGGAUACUAUCAUCGUGCCUACUGGCGGCUAUGCUGUUGUACGGAUAAAGGCGAACAACCCUGGAUCGUGGUUCAUGCAUUGUCAUAUCGAGCUUCACAACAUGGACGGGAUGGCGAUGUUUUUCGACGAGGCACCUGAAAAGCACCCUGAAUCUCCGAAGAACUUUCCCAAAUGCAAUAACUUCCUAUUCGACCAAACGAACGAGGGGGAGGAGGAAUCGACCGAAUCGACCGAAGGAGAAAUCAAUGGAGCACAGAUACCAGUAAAAGAGUCUGCCUACACAUUGGGUAUAUUCUGGGGCGUAGUUGGUGCAUUGCUGGGUAUAAUUCUGCUGCAGUUCGUCACCAUAUUCUGUCUGUUUAUGAGACAGAAGAGUUCAACAGUCUGAACGUAACCAUGGGAUCGACAAUACCACUUAUGAACGUUAACUUAGCUCUAUGGAAAUGUAAUGGAGUUAUAUGGAGAUUGAAAGCUGAUAACAAUGCGCCAGAAUGGAACACUAGGGAGUUUAAGCUUGCAUAUAAAAUCGAAACGCCAACUUAUACGUAUGACCAAUUGCCCAUACAAAUGCAUCGAUUAAAUAUUUUCCGUUUAGGUUGUGAAAAACAUUGCAAGCUCC